AUGGGGGUGGAGGGUUGUUUUGAGUUCCUCGUCCACCCACAAGUGUCUCAGGAAACCACAAAGAUGGAUAAGAGUGCUGAAACCCACGAAUAUAUUGGAAAGGUUGAGAAGCAUGUGUCACAGAAGGACUAUGCCGCAGGUUUGGUGGCAAAUAUGGCAUCCAGUCGGAUCGUCAGGAUCGUUCUGCCGAUGGAUAAGAGUGCUGAAACCCACGAAUAUAUUGGAAAGGUUGAGAAGCAUGUGUCACAGAAGGACUAUGCCGCAGGGUUUGGUGGCAAAUAUGGCAUCCAGUCGGAUCGUCAGGAUCGUUCUGCCGUUGGAUGGGAUCACAUAGAAAAAGUCGAUAAGCAUGAGAGUCAAAAAGAUUACUCAAAGGGAUUUGGAGGAAAAUUUGGUGUUGAGAAAGAGCGCCAAGAUAAGUCGGCCUUAGGCUGGGACCAUGUACAGGAUGUUGAGAAACAUGGUUCUCAGAUUGAUUAUAGUCAUGGCUUUGGUGGGAAGUUUGGCGUCCAGGCUGACCGCCAGGACAAGUCUGCCUCAGGAUGGGACCACAUUGAAAAAGUUGAUAAACAUGAGAGUCAGAAAGACUACUCCAUGGGCUUCGGCGGCAAGUUUGGCGUUCAGAAGGACCGACAAGAUAAGUCAGCUGCUGGCUGGGACCACAUAGAGAAGGUGGAUAAACAUGAGAGUCAAAAAGGUGCGAGAACUAUCAUGGUAGUCUGAAAUACUUAUUAAACUGUUAUCUCCUUUACUUAUGUUGUUCUUUCAUUGGUCUCUUUUACUACUAGCAAAUAUGAGCCGAGGGUCUUCUAAUAUUACCAUCACAAGUUUUUAACAUGAUAAACUAAGCAUGAUUCACUGUAUGAGUGAUCAUGUUGGGAUUGUAACUACAUUUAGUCAUUGUGUGAUUGUUCAACCAUAUAUGUAGCUGUUUCCAGACUUCUGCCUUAUUCAUUUGCGUCUGUUAACUUCUCUACCUUUGUGUUUGUGU
Messenger RNA from Cherax quadricarinatus, 991 nucleotides. NCBI's taxonomy places the organism in Eukaryota, Metazoa, Arthropoda, Malacostraca, Decapoda, Parastacidae. The record is from RefSeq and is a predicted model, not a curated record.